Molecule: messenger RNA, 936 nt
Organism: Otolemur garnettii (small-eared galago)
Lineage: Eukaryota; Metazoa; Chordata; Mammalia; Primates; Galagidae
Product: olfactory receptor 5H2
Exons: 1
Coding region: 7-936 (309 amino acids)
Biological process (GO): sensory perception of smell; G protein-coupled receptor signaling pathway
Cellular component (GO): membrane
Molecular function (GO): odorant binding; olfactory receptor activity; G protein-coupled receptor activity
Source: RefSeq, a predicted model, not a curated record
GAGGACAUGGAAAAAGAAAAUGCGACAUUGCUGACAGAGUUUGUUCUCACAGGACUUACACAUCAAUCAGAGUGGAAGAUCCCCUUGUUCCUGGUGUUCUUGGUGAUAUAUCUCAUUACCAUAGUGGGGAACCUUGGCCUGAUUGUUCUCAUCUGGAAUGACCCUCACCUUCACAUCCCUAUGUAUUUAUUCCUUGGGAGUUUAGCUUUUGUGGAUGCGUGGAUAUCUUCCACAGUGACCCCCAAGAUGCUGGUCAACUUCUUAGCUGAGAGCAAGGUGAUAUCUCUCUCUGAGUGCAUGAUACAAUUCCUUUCCUUUGCGUUUGGUGGAACUACAGAAUGUUUUCUCUUGGCAGCAAUGGCGUAUGAUCGCUAUGUAGCCAUAUGCAAACCUUUACUCUAUCCAGUGAUCAUGAGCAAUGCUCUGUGUACCCGGCUAUUAAUCUUGUGUUUUGUAGGUGGCUUUUUUCAUGCCUUAAUUCAUGAUGUUCUUAUAUUCAGAUUGACCUUCUGUAACACCAACAUAAUACAUCACUUUUACUGUGACAUUAUCCCACUUUUUAUGAUUUCCUGUACUGACCCCUCUAUUAAUGUUCUAAUGGUUUUUAUUUUGUCUGGUUCAAUACAGGUUUUCAGCAUUAUUACUGUUCUUAACUCUUACACAUUUGCUCUCAUUACAAUCUUAAAAAAGAAGUCUGUUAAAGGCAUAAAGAAAGCCUUCUCCACCUGUGGAGCUCAUCUCUUGUCUGUGUCUUUAUACUAUGGCCCUCUCCUCUUCAUGUAUGUGCGCCCUGCAACUUCAGAAACAGAGGAUCAAGACAUGAUGGACUCUCUGUUUUAUACUGUCCUAAUUCCUCUGUUAAAUCCAAUUAUCUACAGCCUGAGAAAUAAGCAAGUUAUAGAUUCACUCUCAAAAAUGUUAAAAAGAAAUGUUUAA